CUUCUCGCUGUUACUUUUGAUUACUCAUGAGUUGUUUUUAAUAAAGCAAAACCAUUUCCACUGAUGAGAAGUUAAACUUCUUUUUAAACAAGUCUCUGAGUAUUUUAUUAUUAUUAACCUUUUAUCUGUACUUGAAGAAAACUUCUGUCGAAACCCCAUAGCAGCACGGACCUGGCUGAGUAAGCACGGACACCAGUGGGCAGGGGAUUCCUGAAACUUCUGACUGCACCUUCCAGUACAAGAGGAACAAACAUGAGCAUCCUUUACUAUGGCCCGAGUAACAGCUCGAUUGACAACUGCACCGAUGUGGAUGAAAAGGUGAAGCACCACUAUCUGCCCGUGUGUUACGGCGCGAUCUUCAUCAUAGGCGUGGUGGGCAACAUCACCGCUCUGCUGGUCUACCUGGUUAAAGUUCGUCCCUGGAAGAGCAGCACCAUCAUCAUGGUGAACCUCGUCGUCACCGACCUCCUCUUCAUGAUCUGCUUGCCCUUCCUGACCUACUACUACAGCCAAAAAGACUCAUGGACGCUGGACAUCAUUAUGUGUCGCUUCACGCACUUCAUCUUCCACUUCAACCUCUACGGCAGCAUCCUCUUCCUCACCUGUCUAGCCAUCUUUCGCUAUGUGGCGGUUGUGCAUCCGAUGCACGCACACAGAAUCAAGCAGAAGCACUGGGGAACGCUGGCAUGCAUCCUGUGCUGGGCCGUGGCGGUCGCAGAAAUAAGUCCGAUUUUUAACCAAAUUGAAAUGAAGCUGCAGGCCAACAAAACCUACUGCUUUGAUCUUGCGAGCAACAACCCAGGAUUCAUGUGGCCCUAUAGUUGGGUGUUGACUGUGCUUGGAUAUCUGGUUCCUCUAGUCGUGGUCUGUCUUUGCUAUUGGCGCAUCAUGAAGGAACUAAAGAAGGGUCCUCAUAAGGAAAGCAGCAAACGGGUUCGAGCGAGGCGGCUCAUCGUGUUGAUUCUGACGUGCUUCAUUGUGUGCUUUUUACCUUUUCACGUGCUACGGGCUUUGAGGAUCUACACGAGACUCACUCCAGAAACCAACUGCAUGCUGGACCGCUGGGCUCACGCUGCCUAUAUCAUCUCGAGGCCGAUCGCUGCAGUCAACGUCAUUUUAAACCUGCUGCUCUAUACGUUAUCAGGGGAUUGUUUUAAGCAGGCCUUCCUGGAAAUGUUCAGAUGUGAUCAGCUCAUGUCUGUGAUCAGCAAACCCGCGACCAAGAUCACACAUGAUCAAAGCAGCUGAGACUCAUGCUGGUGUUUGAAAUGUACAGUAAACAAUGAGCCAAAGUCAAAGGCUCUGUGAAACAGCCGAGUACUCCACCAUAAAAUGACUUUCUGUCAUCAUUUACUCAAGUUGUUCCAGACCUGUAUGACUGAAUGCAAAAAGAAGAUAUUGCGAAGAAGCAACAUUGGACCCUAUUCACUUGUUAUUGUUAACUUAUAUUAAAAAAUUUAAACUGUAAAAAAAAAAAAAAAAACCUUUUUGUUCAUUAAAAUA
Molecule: messenger RNA, 1503 nt
Organism: Cyprinus carpio (common carp)
Lineage: Eukaryota; Metazoa; Chordata; Actinopteri; Cypriniformes; Cyprinidae
Product: 2-oxoglutarate receptor 1-like
Biological process (GO): G protein-coupled receptor signaling pathway
Cellular component (GO): plasma membrane
Molecular function (GO): G protein-coupled receptor activity
Source: RefSeq, a predicted model, not a curated record